This is a messenger RNA of Talaromyces marneffei, 2052 nucleotides long. RefSeq lists its product as uncharacterized. Bases 1 to 2052 code for a protein of 683 amino acids. The transcript has 2 exons. The record is from RefSeq and is a predicted model, not a curated record. Gene Ontology annotation, molecular function: protein binding. NCBI's taxonomy places the organism in Eukaryota, Fungi, Ascomycota, Eurotiomycetes, Eurotiales, Trichocomaceae.
AUGGAUGCGACAGCGCAACCCGACGGACGGGUCAAUCGUAAUGAAGCCAAUUCGCCUCACGAGCGUGGUUCAGACGCAGGAAUUAGUCAUGUCGGAGAACAUCCAAGAAUGGAGUCUCGACCAAGCAUGAAUGGCAAUGACCUGGAUCAACUAGUGUCAGAUCGCGAAGAGAUCGUCAUCGAGGAUAGAUUUCGACCAACAGAAUCUAAAUCGUCGCGUCUUGAUGAGAAUACGCCUCUUCACAUUGCAAUUCGCAAUGAAGAUUACGCAGCGAUAGAAGAAGCGCUACAGGACCAUGGAGCAAAUAUAAAUGACAGUGAUUCCAGGAAGGCUGCGCUCCGGAUUGCACUUGACGACAGGAACCUUCGAUUACUGGAAAUGCUGAUGCCAUUCAGACCGGAUCUUGAACUGAAAGGUUCCAAUGGAAGGACACCCUUGCAUUUGACUGUUGCUACAGGAUGGAAAGAAGGGACGAAGUUGCUGAUCCGUUACUACUCAGAUGUAAACGCGACCGAUGACGACGGAAACAUGCCAUUACACUUCGCAUGUUCGGCUGGUCACAGAGGCAUAACUCGGCUGCUACUUGAAAGUGGUGCUAAUGUGCACAUUCGGGACUCCAAUGGAAGGACACCACUCCAGUUAGCUCUCGCGAGCCGAACCAACCGGUUACCCGAACUCAUACUACAGUACAUAGCAAACACAGAUGAUGUGCGCCACCGAGGAGAUUUCGUGGAUUAUGAUGAACCCGAUAGCCCGGGUAAAAGAGACCCGGCAGCUGAAAUUUCCCGUGGGACGGAGCAAGAUCUCAUGGGAACAACUGGGGCAUCUGAUAUCGAUUCAGUCUUUGCCAAAUUCAGCCAAGACCAUUGGGACGGCGUUCGUCGUGAUAAUGGCGAUGGUUUUAUUUUGGCCAACUACGAUAAUCAUGAAAUAUUUUUCGACGCCAAGGUGGAAUCGAUCCGGCUAUUAAUGCACGAGGGGCAGGAGAUGCACGCACUUCAGUUGAAAUUGAACUUCAUGAAGCCGUUCGCAACUAGGAAUCGAAUACGUUAUGCCAAAGUGGACGCGAAGCUUGCCGCCUCCGACUCCGGAAACAUACCACACAUUCACAGUAUCAUGCCGCAGGCGGAUCGAGUCGAAGUAUCUGAGCAGGAGAUAUCCUCAGGGCAGACACUGACAGUUGGAGCGUCUGGAGGCGGAGGACCAUCGAAUGUGAAUAUCAGUAUGGAGGGCUCGAAAUCACGAAAGUCCACAUUCAAGGGCGUACGAAUCAUACACGGAGUCGUCAAGGAUAGGAUGCACGCAUCGUGGCGCAUGUAUGAGGAACCCGGCAGUCAGAGUGGAUUGCCAGAAAUCGUGCGACUUCUUCUUCUUGUUCAAUGUAAGGCAGAAUUCGACAUUCGGCUUUCGAUGUCAGUCAAGGCUUGUCAUGUCUCCUCAUUUGGCAUCCCCCGGACGCUAGCUGCCAAAAGCGCGUUACCGUAUCGAGUCCCUGAUGUCACGACUAUGCUGAAGCUUGAACGAGCGACGAAAUUGAAAAAUAUUCUGAAUGUUGCUGACCGCGCAGCCACUUCAGUAGAAGAAGCGACAAUGUUAGAAAGAGAGUUUGCCCAGUCGAUCAAGAAUCAUAGCAAGAAAGCUUUAAUCAUGGAGGCGGGGUCUCAGGACGAAUUUGUGCGGGAAUGGGGUGACAUUGCCGAUGCCUCUCGAGAGGGGGAUUUCAGCUUUCUACAACAAAAACUCAUGCAAAUGACACUCGCCGAGCGCGUGCAACGCGCAACUGAAAGGCUUAGAAUUCAACCGGAGCGUAGAUCUACUCGAAUUAUGGAUGAAUCACCACCAAAUCGCCGCCGAUUUGAGCGAAUUCGGAAGGACAGCGAAGAUUUGGACUACCAGCGCCGCUUUUUAGAUCGACGGGACUUCCUAGAGCCGGUUAGGAAAUCGGCCGUAGACUUUUUGAGCAGAGAACGACCGUACAACUCUCAAGUGAGGAAUGCCAUGGAAUCAUUCUCAGCUGUAGGUCCGGGUUACAAAGUAUCGCGGUUAGCUUGA